Messenger RNA from Racocetra fulgida, 159 nucleotides. The record is from the annotation of a GenBank genome assembly. NCBI's taxonomy places the organism in Eukaryota, Fungi, Glomeromycota, Glomeromycetes, Diversisporales, Gigasporaceae.
AUGGCUGCUAAAAUAGAAAGAGAAAAGUUAGUUAAAUACUAUUCUAAAACAAAUGCAACAAUUAUAUUGUGUACUGUACUUGAUUCACAGCGAAAAUUUCAUUAUUUUAUUAAGAAAGACUUUCCUAAUCAUGAAAGUGAUAAAACCAAAACACUGUAA